AUGACGAAGCUGGAAGACCACCUGGAGGGAAUCAUCAACAUCUUCCACCAUUACUCCAUUCGGCUGGGGAAUUAUGACACCCUCAACAAGAAUGAGCUGAAGAAGCUGAUCACAAAGGAACUUCCAAAUGCCCUCAAGAACACCAAAGACCAAGCUUCCAUUGACAAAGUAUUCCAAGAGCUGGAUGCUGAUAAAGAUGCACAGGUCACCUUUGAGGAAUUCGUAGUCCUGGUGUCCAGGGUGCUGAAGACUGCCCAUGAGGCUAUCCACCAAGAGUAG
Lipotes vexillifer (Yangtze River dolphin) is the source of this 279-nucleotide messenger RNA. It is a transcript of the gene S100A12, whose product is annotated as S100 calcium binding protein A12. Gene Ontology annotation, biological process: endothelial cell migration; antimicrobial humoral immune response mediated by antimicrobial peptide; positive regulation of canonical NF-kappaB signal transduction. The transcript is spliced from 2 exons. Lineage: Eukaryota; Metazoa; Chordata; Mammalia; Artiodactyla; Lipotidae. Gene Ontology annotation, molecular function: calcium ion binding; calcium-dependent protein binding; RAGE receptor binding. The record is from RefSeq and is a predicted model, not a curated record. Bases 1 to 279 code for a protein of 92 amino acids. Gene Ontology annotation, cellular component: extracellular exosome; cytoplasm.